GUGGUGUGUGUGUGUGUGUCUUCAGUGCUCUGUUUCUGGUAUGCAAUUUCAUGGCAAGUUUUGAGGGUUUUUAGAUACGGGGAGAGAAUCAGUGGGGCUGUUUUGUUCUCUUCUUUUCCCUCAGGUCAUCGAAACUAUAACCCACUAAAGUCACAAACAUUAAAAAAAAAGCAAAAGCAAACGGAUCAUUUUCUCUCUUUUUAUUUAUUUAUUAUAUUUUCCUGUUUUUGUUUGCUUCUUCUUCCUCCAAACUCUAGCUGAACGUUUUACGUUUACAUGCGAGAAAGUCGGGAGUGAAAAAUACUUUUUUUUUUUGUUUUCCUUCAAAUAACAAAGCUCUCAUCUUUUCAGUUACUUUCAUUUUGUUUUCUCUUGUACUCUACUUUUCUCUUCACUGUACACUUCAAUAUUUUCUCAGCAUCAUGGAGGCAACAGAACUGCAUCACCUUUAUUUUCUCUGGAACGCUCCACAAAGUCUGAAACUUUUCUGAUCGUUGAGUGAAUUAUGCUAAAAAAGAGAUCGAGAAGCAAGCAAGCAUUAAUGGCGGAUACGAACCAGAAACAGAGUAAACCUACGCCCAAAACAUUUCCACGCCUCUUCACAGCUUUCACCAGCUUCAAAAGCUUCACUGAAAACGACGCCGUCGCGAGCCCAACCUCAAUCCUCGACGCCAAACCUUUCUCUGCUUUGAAAAACCCUUUUGUAUCCGAUAACCCGAAAACCCACGAACCCGAGACCCGGCUCAAGCUCGAACCCACAAGAAUCGGACUCGCCAUUGUCCAAGAUGAAAACCCGGUACCCGAAUUAUUCUCCCGACCAAGAUCCGGAACAGUACUAUUCGGGUCACAACUCAGGAUCCGGGUCCCGGAUUCUCCACGAUCCUCGUCGGAUUUCGGGACCAAAACGAAAAAUUCUCCGGUUUCUCCUCCGCCGGAAGAGACGAAGAAAGCGGGUAUCGGGUCGACCCGAAUCUUCACGGGCUACUUCUCGAUCAGCGAGAUGGAACUAUCGGAGGACUACACGUGCGUGACGUGUCACGGGCCUAACCCGAAAACGAUCCAUAUAUUCGAUAACUGUAUCGUUGAGAGACAGCCCGGCGUCGUUUUCUUUCGAAGCUCCGACCCGGUUAACGAUUCGGAUUGUAUACCACCCGACAGCUUUCUCAGUAGCUGCUGUAACUGUAAGAAGAAUCUUGGACCUCGUGAUGACAUUUUCAUGUACAGGGGAGAUAGAGCCUUCUGUAGCAGCGAAUGCAGGUCUUUGGAGAUGAUGUCGGAAGAAACUGACAAUUAAAUAUGCUUACUGAUAUUAAAAAGAUGUCAUGAUAAUGACUCAAAUAAAUAAGAAAUUGUAGUGUUAAGAAAAUAAUUAUGUUUAGAUAUAAAUUUUGUUUAAUUGCUUUACUUGUUUGCUCCGGGCAGAGUUGGUAUCUGUAUCCAUCAGUCAAUAUAUGUGUAUUAUGUAUUAUGCGUCUACAUGAUGCAUAGUCAUAUAUAUCUUUUACUUUAAUCGUUACUUUUAAACAUGUAAUAAUAGUAGAGAGCACAAUAAACUAA
This is a messenger RNA of Brassica oleracea var. oleracea, 1557 nucleotides long. RefSeq lists its product as uncharacterized. The transcript has 3 exons. The record is from RefSeq and is a predicted model, not a curated record. Bases 506 to 1294 code for a protein of 262 amino acids. NCBI's taxonomy places the organism in Eukaryota, Viridiplantae, Streptophyta, Magnoliopsida, Brassicales, Brassicaceae.